Messenger RNA from Cucumis melo (muskmelon), 636 nucleotides. Its product is annotated as sm-like protein LSM2. Gene Ontology annotation, biological process: mRNA splicing, via spliceosome. The coding region runs from base 214 to 495 and encodes 93 amino acids. Gene Ontology annotation, molecular function: RNA binding. The record is from RefSeq and is a predicted model, not a curated record. Gene Ontology annotation, cellular component: P-body; U6 snRNP; U4/U6 x U5 tri-snRNP complex. Lineage: Eukaryota; Viridiplantae; Streptophyta; Magnoliopsida; Cucurbitales; Cucurbitaceae. The transcript is spliced from 4 exons.
CGGGAAUUGCGACUCAUCGUUGGCGCUUCUCUAUAGAACCCUAAACUGUUCGUAAGUUAAAAUCCUCUUUCCGCCCGAAAGAUUUCGUUUCUGCCAACGCGCCACCGUAGACAUCUGUUUUCACUCAAGCUCGGACGACAUUUCAACCUUUAACAGUCGUUGAUCUUCACGCGUAGAUAGACUUCAGGCUAUCACCUCAAACCUCGAGUGAAAAUGUUGUUUUUCUCGUACUUCAAGGAUUUGGUGGGCAGAGAGGUGACAGUUGAGUUGAAGAACGACCUAGCAAUUAGAGGAACCCUGCAUUCUGUAGAUCAGUAUCUCAACAUCAAACUGGAAAACACCAGGGUUGUUGAUCAAGACAAAUACCCUCACAUGCUCUCUGUGAGAAACUGUUUCAUCAGGGGAUCAGUGGUGAGAUAUGUUCAACUUCCACCAGAUGGUGUUGAUGUCGAGUUGUUGCAUGAUGCCACCAGACGCGAGGCUCGAGGUGGCUAAUAUCACUUGGUUUGUAAGUUUUAAUGGAAUUACAUGGAAAGUAUUAGAGUGCAAUUUUUAGCGUUGUAGUAGUAGAUGCAAAAAGAGACUUAAGUUGUAAACAAAUCAAUAGUAAUCUAACAACGUAUAUUUCUUUUAAAA